Cucurbita maxima (winter squash) is the source of this 1322-nucleotide messenger RNA. Its product is annotated as dolichyl-phosphate beta-glucosyltransferase-like. The coding region runs from base 64 to 1059 and encodes 331 amino acids. The record is from RefSeq and is a predicted model, not a curated record. Gene Ontology annotation, cellular component: endoplasmic reticulum membrane. NCBI's taxonomy places the organism in Eukaryota, Viridiplantae, Streptophyta, Magnoliopsida, Cucurbitales, Cucurbitaceae. The transcript is spliced from 10 exons.
UUGACCGCUGAAGGACGGAAUAGCGCCAACCUCUCGGCUCCUGCUGCAAUUUUGAGCUAUACAAUGGAGUAUCCACGGACGAUACUGUUCAUUUUGAUUAGCCUGGCUCUUAGUAUUGUAGCAGCUUUGAUCUCUGCUAUAAUCCUUGAAGCUUAUAGGAGGAGAUUCAAUCACGGCCACAUUGAAGCUCCUGCAAUCUUCGAGGACCCAAACUCGUUGAAACGGGUUCCUUGCCCUUCAAUUUUUGAUCCAGCUGAGAAGUAUAUGUCCUUGAUCGUUCCUGCUUUCAAUGAAGAGUACAGGCUUCGUGGAGCUCUCGAGGAAACCAUCAAUUAUCUUCAACAACGUGCAGCCAAGGACAAGUCAUUUUCCUAUGAGGUGAUAAUAAUUGAUGACGGGAGUGUGGAUGGAACAAAAGGAGUAGCCUUCAAUUUUGUUAGGAAGUACUCUGUAGAAAAUGUGAGGGUAAUACUUCUUGGAAGAAAUCAUGGAAAAGGGGAAGCUAUUAGAAAGGGAAUGCUUCACUCACGUGGUGAGCUACUUCUGAUGCUGGAUGCUGAUGGAGCAACAAAAAUUACUGACCUAGAAAAACUUGAAAACCAGAUCCAUGCAGUAGCAGUUGUUAAGAAGGAAGGUUCAAGAGAUCCAAGCAUUAGAAUAUCUGAUAUUCCAAUCACUGCAUUUGGAUCUCGCGCUCAUCUCAAGGAGAAGGCUCUGGCUACAAGGAAGUGGUACCGCAAUUUCUUGAUGAAGGGUUUUCAUCUUGUGGUUCUUCUAACUGCUGGUCCUGGAAUCCGGGAUACACAGUGUGGUUUUAAGAUGUUCACGAGAUCUGCUGCAAGGAAGCUGUUUACCAACAUUCGUUUGAAGAGGUGGUGCUUUGAUGUUGAGUUGGUUUACCUGUGCAAAUAUUUUGGGAUUUCUAUGGUUGAAGUAUCCGUGAACUGGUCUGAAAUACCCGGAUCCAAGCUAAGUCCACGGAGCAUUUUAAACAUGCUUUGGGAGCUCGCACUCAUGUCUGUGGGAUACAGAACCGGAAUCUGGAGAAUUUCAACCUGAGCUUCCUUCCGACUGAAUUUCUCAGACACAAAGAAUGGGAAAGAUGAUCAGUUCACGAAUACGGUAUAUAUUUCACCCGCAAUAGUUCGUGGUGUGCAAAAUUUAGAGCUGAACGAAUUUUGAAUAAUUUUGUAUGCCAAUGUGAUUAUUCUGUUUUUUUUUUUUUUUUUCCUUUAAUUAUUUUGUAUGCCAAUGUUUUAACAUCCCAGCCAUGCAUGUGGCUGGCUAAGUUAUUCUAUUGCAAAAGCUUAUUUGGGGGAUUA